AUGUCUAGCGCACAUCGACCAACAUGGACCCCAGCCAUGGGAAAAGAUGCAAGAUUGAAUACCAAACAAUAUAGUUCUAGAGAUAUAGCAGGACAUACAAAAUUAAAAUAUAGACAACCAGGUCAAAACUCAAUCAAUGAAAUCUCAAGAAGAGAUUUAAAACUCGAAUUAAUCUUAGCAGAAAAAGAAGCCAAUGCCAAAAAACGUAGAGCUGCUGGAUUAUUACCUUUGAUUGAAGAACCAUCGUCAUCAUCAUCAUCAUCUAUAAUAAAAUCAAUUCAACCAACAGAAGAUCAAGAAGAUGAUGAAGUUAAGGCGAAGAGAAGGAAGAUUUUAGAAGAAGCUUUAUUGGCUGAUAAAGAUGACUCUGAUAGUGAAGAUGAAGAUGAAGAUCAUAGGAAGCAAUCUAAAAAAUCUGGAAAAGCGACCGAAAAAAAUGGGGAUGAUCACUCUCUUCAAGGUGACCAUGAUGGUGACGAUGAUGAUGAAAGUAGUGAUGAUAGUGAUGAUGAUGAAAAUGAAACCGCCGAACUAUUGAAAGAACUAGAAAAGAUUAAACGUGAAAGGGCAGAAGAGAAGGAGCGAUUGGAACAAGAACGUGCUGCUACAGAUGCAGUUGAUAAAGAAACUUCAGCUGCCAUGGGAAAUCCACUACUCAAUCUGAAAGCAGCUCUCAAUGUGAAUGGAAACACUUCACCUACCAAUUCGGUUUCCACAUCCACUACGAGCUUCUCGGUCAAGAAACGAUGGGAUGAUGAUGUGAUCUUUAAGAAUCAAGCGCGAGACGUAAACGAAAAACCUAAGAAGGAAUUUGUUAACGAUCUCCUCAGAACAGAGUUUCAUAGGAGAUUUCUCAAGAAAUUCAUCGCUUAA
Messenger RNA from Melampsora larici-populina 98AG31, 873 nucleotides. RefSeq lists its product as uncharacterized. Gene Ontology annotation, molecular function: RNA binding. Gene Ontology annotation, cellular component: catalytic step 2 spliceosome. The transcript is spliced from 4 exons. Gene Ontology annotation, biological process: mRNA cis splicing, via spliceosome. The coding region runs from base 1 to 873 and encodes 290 amino acids. The record is from RefSeq and is a predicted model, not a curated record. Lineage: Eukaryota; Fungi; Basidiomycota; Pucciniomycetes; Pucciniales; Melampsoraceae.